AUGGCCCACGCCCCCGUCAACUCCGCCAUCGUGCCCGGCGUCAGCCGUUUCUCUCGCUCGGCUUCUUACGCCAAGAAGGCCCUCUUCAAGAAGGAGAAGAAGACCGUCGCGGCUAAGGCUUCUGCCCCGGCGUCCCACAAGACCGUCGAGGUCGGUGGUGCCAAGAACGGAAAGUCCCGCAACGUCCCCGUCGCAAAGGCUUCCCGUUGGUACCUCGCUGAGGAUGCGCCAGUCCCCAAGAAGUCCCGCAAGGCCCCCAAGCCCGCUAAGCUUCGCGCGUCCAUCACCCCCGGCACCGUCUUGAUCGUUCUGUCCGGAAAGUACCGUGGAAAGCGUGUUGUCUUCCUGAAGCAGCUCGAGACUGGCCUUCUGCUCGUCACCGGACCCCACAAGGCCAACGGUGUCCCCAUCCGUCGUGUCAACCAGGCCUACGUGAUCGCCACCUCCACCAAGAUUGACAUCUCUGGUGUCAACACGGAGAAGUUCACCGACGCCUACUUCAACAAGGAGAAGGACGCCAAGAAGGGUGCGACUGAGGAGGCUUUGUUCGACGCCAAGCAGAAGAAGGCUACCCCCGCCUCCCGUGUUUCGGACCAGAAGGAGGUUGACAAGGCCAUCCUUGCCGUCCUCAAGAAGGAUCGUGUGUUGAAGUCUUACUUGAACGCCAGCUUCGCUUUGUCCCGAGGGCAAUUCCCCCACUUGUUGAAGUUCUAA
This is a messenger RNA of Fimicolochytrium jonesii, 714 nucleotides long. Its product is annotated as ribosomal protein L6e-domain-containing protein. Gene Ontology annotation, biological process: cytoplasmic translation; ribosomal large subunit assembly. The coding region runs from base 1 to 714 and encodes 237 amino acids. Gene Ontology annotation, molecular function: RNA binding; structural constituent of ribosome. The record is from RefSeq and is a predicted model, not a curated record. The transcript is spliced from 2 exons. NCBI's taxonomy places the organism in Eukaryota, Fungi, Chytridiomycota, Chytridiomycetes, Spizellomycetales, Powellomycetaceae. Gene Ontology annotation, cellular component: cytosolic large ribosomal subunit; ribosome.